This is a messenger RNA of Penicillium atrosanguineum, 225 nucleotides long. Its product is annotated as tetratricopeptide repeat protein. The transcript has a single exon. Gene Ontology annotation, molecular function: protein binding. The record is from RefSeq and is a predicted model, not a curated record. Lineage: Eukaryota; Fungi; Ascomycota; Eurotiomycetes; Eurotiales; Aspergillaceae. The coding region runs from base 1 to 225 and encodes 74 amino acids.
AUGUACCAGCGAGCACUGGCAGGCAAGGAGAAGGCCCUCGGUCCAGAUCAUACGUCUACUCUUGAUACGGUAAACAGCCCUGGUCUUCUCUACUCUGAUCAAGGCAAACUCAAAGAGGCCGACGAGAUAUACGAGGGAGAAUUGCCAGACAGCCAGGAGGUCGAAAAAUCCAAUGCUAACAAGGGACGGCGGGCUAUAGAGAAAAUCAAAAGAUGGCUUAAAUAA